Echinops telfairi (small Madagascar hedgehog) is the source of this 2203-nucleotide messenger RNA. It is a transcript of the gene CCNDBP1, whose product is annotated as cyclin D1 binding protein 1. Bases 1 to 1074 code for a protein of 357 amino acids. Gene Ontology annotation, cellular component: nucleus. The record is from RefSeq and is a predicted model, not a curated record. Lineage: Eukaryota; Metazoa; Chordata; Mammalia; Afrosoricida; Tenrecidae. The transcript is spliced from 11 exons. Gene Ontology annotation, biological process: regulation of cell cycle.
AUGGAUGGUGCCACAGCCCCCGGGGCCGCCGACCCCGCACUGGAGCCGCUCCGGCACCUGGCUGGAGUGCGGGUUGGCGAAGCUCAAGAGUCCCCCGAGGAAUUCAAUCGGGAGAAGUUUUGGAGAAGACUCAAUGAGGCGGCACUCAGAGUGUCACAUGAAGCCACGAUUCUGACGACAGCCUUCUCCCGACUUCCCCUGCCGUCUCCACAGGAGACCCAGAGAAUCUGUGAGCAAGCCCGUGUUGCUAUUGAAGCAAUCAUUGCAGUGUACUACUCCCUUCCCAAGGAUCAGGGAACCACCCUGCGAAAGCUGGUACGGGGUGCCACUCUGGACAUUGUGGAUGGCCUGGCACAGCUUGUGGAGGUGCUUUUCAUCACUCCUGCUGAGGGCCCCGAGAACAAGGACCUCAUUUCCUGCAACAGUGUUUGGAUUGCCUGUGAGCAGGUGGCUCAGCUACCAAGAGAUAACAAAGCCGCCGCCCUUCUGAUGCUGACGAAGAGUGUGGAUUUGGUGAAGGAUGCCCAUGAGGAAAUGGAACGGGCUGUGGAAGAAUGUGACCCUUACUCAGGCCUCUUGAAUGACUCUGAGGAAGACAACGUUGGGAAUGACCAUAGGGUGAACGCUGCUGACCCGAUUGAUGCUGAGGAGGAUGCACUGGGCUUUCCAAACAACCGGGAUGUACACUGGUCACAGGAGGAUCAGGAGCUCAUAACCCCGUGCCUCGCCCUGGUGAAGGCAUCCAAAGCCAGCCUGAAGAAAAUCCGCAUUUCCGUGGCAGAGAAUGGGAAAAAGGAGCAGGUGGCCCAGCUGGAUGACAUUGUCGAUAUUUCUGAUGAGAUUAGCCCCAGUGUGGAUGAUUUGGCUCUCAGCAUAUAUCCACCUAUGUGCCACCUGACUGUGCGAAUCAGUGCUGCGAAACUUGUAUCUGUUUUAAAGAAGGCACUGGAGAUUACAAAAGCAAGUCAUGUGAGCCCUCAGCCAGAAGAUAGUUGGAUCCUGUUACUCAUUGCUGCCGUUGAUCAUUGCAUGAACAGAAUCAAAGAACUCACACAGCGUGAACUUGAAUUAUGAGUUUUCAGGUUCAUUUGUACCAGCCAGGGUCUGAUGUUUGCUUUUAAAAUAUGGCCAGAUUGCUUUCUGGGCCACAAGAGAGUCCCUGUCUGGACUUAACAAGAGAUAAUAUUACCAGAGUUGUUUGAGUAGGCCAGACUGGCAAUUAUUUAUAAACUGUGUAAGAGUGUGAUGUAUUUUUCUGUGCUAGGUACAAAAGCUAAUUGCAUGACUUUGUGUUUCUGAAUUGUCCCAGAGAUUCCUGGUGAAGCUGCCUGAUGCAUUUCUUUUUAUUUAUUUAUUUCCAACAGUUCAUUGUGCUCAGGGGAAAGGAUAGAUGGCAAAUCAUAGUCCAUUCAGAGCUUAUUCUCUGUCAUGGGUUGCAGUCCCACAAUGUGUCAGCACUUUCCUUGUCUUCUCCUGGGUUCCCCAUUCCCAUUCAUCUAGUUUUCUUGUCUCUGAACGUUGUUUUUGGAAAGUGUUGCCCUUUUGAUCUCAGGAACACAUUCUUCAGGUAACCUCUGGGAGUGUCUUCAGUUUCACGUUAGAAGGUUAUCUGAAGGUCAUGGUCUCAGGGAUCCUCUAGUGUCUCUCAUUUAAAUUUUAUUCUAUAAUGUUUUACGCAUUCCUCAAGCACCUGCUGUGUGGUCUUAGAGUGGUCAGUAGUGGAAGGGGGGGGCACCCUCUAGUUCUUUGGGUCUCAGGUUAGAGUAGGUUGUGGUUUAUGUGGGCCCUUUGUCCUUUGGGCUGAUGGCUUCAUUUUUCUUCUCGUUUGCUCCAGGCAGGAAGAGACCAAUAGUUGCUUCUUAGAUGGCAACUCAAAAGCUUUAAGACUCCCAACGCUUCUCACCAGGCUGUAAUAUUAAACAUAUUUCUACCCUGUGGCCAGUUCCUGCCACUGGUCCCUGGCCUUCAAGUUGAGUGGUUCAGUUCUGACAUCUUAGUAAUUUCUUUAACAAGCCCCCUAUGCAUUCUAUUACAAAUAUGAGUUUACAUCAAAAAUUUACAAAUAUGUAUAUAGAAAUAUCCACUACCAUAUCUAUGUAAUAUACUCCCAUAGGGACCUCUCUCACCUGUUAAGUGUAUAUAUUUACCAUGUUUCUGAUAAUAAAUUAUUGCUCUUGUUGCGGAACUGUGUAUUACACAGUUA